Messenger RNA from Gossypium arboreum, 959 nucleotides. Its product is annotated as 40S ribosomal protein S10-1-like. The record is from RefSeq and is a predicted model, not a curated record. The transcript is spliced from 5 exons. Gene Ontology annotation, cellular component: cytosolic small ribosomal subunit. Gene Ontology annotation, molecular function: structural constituent of ribosome; RNA binding. NCBI's taxonomy places the organism in Eukaryota, Viridiplantae, Streptophyta, Magnoliopsida, Malvales, Malvaceae. The coding region runs from base 138 to 680 and encodes 180 amino acids.
AAAUUAAUAUAAUAAAAGAAGGAAAAUAGCCUAUGCUAGGGUUUAUUUUCCUGUUGUUAUGGAAUAAAGCAAAAGGAAAAUUUCCAUUUUAGCAGACUAUCUUCGCCGCCUCCUCUUCCUCCUAUCUCAUAGCAGCCAUGAUCAUUCCAGAGAAGAACCGCCGCGAGAUCUCCAAGUACCUCUUUCAAGAGGGUGUUUGCUAUGCAAAGAAAGAUUACAACUUGGCGAAGCACCCAGAAAUUGAUGUUCCCAAUCUUCAAGUAAUAAAGCUGAUGCAAAGCUUCAAGUCAAAAGAAUACGUGCGUGAAACUUUUGCAUGGAUGCAUUAUUACUGGUACCUUACCAAUGAUGGCAUUGAGUUCCUUAGGACAUAUCUGAAUCUUCCUUCUGAGAUUGUUCCCGCUACUUUGAAGAAACAAGCUAAGCCCGCUGGUCGUCCCAUGGGCCCUCCUGGUGACCGCCCACGUGGUCCUCCUCGCUUUGGUGACGGCGAGAGGAGAUUUGGUGACAGAGAUGGCUACCGUGGAGGUCCAAGAGGAGGAGGUGAUUUUGGCGACAAGGGAGGAGCUCCGGCUGACUAUCAGCCUUCAUUCAGGGGCCCUGGAACAAGGCCUGCCUUUGGUCGAGGAGGUGGUGGUUAUGGUGGUGCUGGACCUGCAGGUGGUGCAGGUCUUCCUUGAGACGGAUGCUUUUUCAUGACAGAUAGUUUUGUCAGUCUAGGUGGUUGUUGAAGUUGAUAGAAGUUUGUGUUAUGCUUUUCAAUUUAGUUAUUUGAUGCUUAUAAAAUAUUGCUACUCUUCGGUUCAUCCGAAAGGAAUUUAGGACCAAUGUUUUCUUUGCUAUUUGAUCAUACACAUUUUGUGGUGUUUGUUGCACUGUAGUACUGAAAUUUUCAUUCAAGCUUGUAACAUUAUGGAAUCCUGCUCUCAUCAAACAUAUAAUUCUACAUGUUUCAUGAA